Monomorium pharaonis (pharaoh ant) is the source of this 2490-nucleotide messenger RNA. RefSeq names its product vegetative cell wall protein gp1. Lineage: Eukaryota; Metazoa; Arthropoda; Insecta; Hymenoptera; Formicidae. The coding region runs from base 152 to 1177 and encodes 341 amino acids. The transcript has 7 exons. The record is from RefSeq and is a predicted model, not a curated record.
GACGACAGUUGUCUUCUGCUGCUCUCCGGUGCUUUCGCUUUCCCGAGGGUCCAGUGUGUUUCGCCACCCGAGGAGAACCCGCGUGCUCCACGUUAUAUCAGCGCGAAGUAAUUCGAGAGUACAUUAGAGUCGGUUAAGAGGCACUCAGAACAUGGCCACCCAGAAAGCGAGAUUCGUGAACAAACAGUUCAACUCUCCUAUCAAUUUGUAUUCGCCACAGUCGAUACAAGAGACUCUGGACAGGCAGACUCAGAUUCUGGCUAACGGUGCAGUCGGGAUCGACUUCAGCCAGUUAGCAAAGCCAGCGAACUUGCAGAACAGCGCGGUUCUACGUAUGCUCGAAGAAGAAGAAGCGAGGCAGCGUGGUGGUCAACCAGGUCUCAAACGAGUAGCUUGGCCACCGCCUCCAGAGGAUCAAGACUUCGACUACGUGGAGCAAGCUCCCGUCCAAGCGAAGACCCGUGGGUACGGUGAAUUCUGCUCGUACCAGAGCAGCCCCUCGUCAGGUCCGUCACCCCAACCGCCCUCGACGGUCGCACGGUCGUCGACACAGAGCGUCGUCCCGUCGUCCCCGUCGCCGGUCAGUCCUGGCGGCACGCUCCUGCGACAGCCCUCGCACUUCCAACAGCAACAGGCGAAUCCCAGGGGCUGGGCGCCCGUGACACCCCCGGCGACCUCGCCGCUCUCCCAGCAGCAUCCUCCGUUCCCGAACCAACAGCAGCAAUCGCAGCAGCAACAACAGCAGACCCAGCCUUGGCAGCAACACCCCCAGGAUUCCUACGACCGGGCACCGCAGAGGCAGCAGCAGAAUAUAUCCGGCUAUUACACAAGUACCCCUGCGGCGUUCGAGGCACCACCCUCCACCAUCGUCCUUCGUCCUGAGCCGCCUAUCUCGCAGGUACCAGCACCGGUGUACCAGGCCCAGCCCGCAGCAACGAAAGCUCCGGCAACAGGCAAUAUGCGAGGAGAUCUAAAGUGGCCGCCGGCGUCCGUGAAGGCCCAGGUUGAAGCAGAGAACCGGGCCAGGAUGGAACUCGCGAGAGGUCCAGCUUUCAGACCCCGUCGAGUAAACAAGGACUACAGUGGUUUCUUCGCGCAACACGCCGUGACAAACAACUAUCCAGGCUACCGAGCACCACCUGGAACCCAAUACUUCACCCCGGCUUACCAGCAUUAGCGAAUAUUCCGUUCCAAGUAACACGCAUUCGAGCACGAGGCAUCAUGUCGAGUUUCUCGUCGACCGGGACGCUCAGGAUGCGCAAGAAGGCGGAGAAACGCAUGAGAGAUGAUUUUUUUCGUGAUUAAAAUUUUUAAAACCAUGAGACUGUAAUAGAAAAUUCGUAUUAAUGCAGAAUUUCCUGUCGCAACGCAAACUUUUUUUUAUAGAAAGGCCGCGACUCUGCGCACGAUUGUCGUGUUUGUAGCUCUUUCAGAAUGUGGCCCAAACAGCAAAAGAGAAAUGUCACGUCAAAUGCGUUUCUCGGGUUUCUAGAGAGACUUUCGAUCUGGUUUUCGAGCUUCAACGAACCUGUGUAUACAGAGACUGAACGGUUACCUUUCAUCUUUGCAGGGUAGCGUAAACUAAUAACAAUUGUCGAAAAUCCGGUUUAUUUACAACAUUCGGUUUAUUAUUCGAGCAUCAUCGUUCAGAAAUUUCCACACUUGUACUUUUUCUUAAAACUUCCGCAAAUCAGAGGAAAAUGAAUCUCUGGAGAUAUUUUGUAAUAAAACAUUUUCUUUUUUCAUUUUUAUUAUUAGAGAUUUUUGUACGUAUGAGGACUGGGUUUUCUAGUCUUCGACUGGGAAUUUCUGAUCUAGAUGAACUCAACAUUGUGAUAGAAUUAACGCUGCGAAACAGGUUUACAAGACUAACGCUUGACACACGAAUCACAAGAAUGGCGGAUCACAAACGAUUACUUAGAGAUUUCGGAAGAAUAAUAUCAGCAGAUUGUACUUUUUACCACGAAGACACCAACGAUAUAGAAAAAUAACGAAAUUGUCGAAUCCUAGACAAAAAUCCGCGAAAUAAACGAUCGAAUUACACAGAAUAAAUGUAUUCGGGGAGAAAGUGUGUAUCGAAUCAGCUAUACCGAAAGGAGACGCAUUUGAUAAUGCAACUUGGCGACGAUCUGCCUGUUAACUAACCAACAAAUAAUUUUUAAUAAUGUAAUAUAUCGAUGUGAAUAAAUAAAUAUCGCAGAUCUAUGCUAAAUAAUAUGUUGUUAAUAAACUAUACUAAAAAAAUGUGUGCACGUAAAUUUUGUAAUGAAAUUUAGGAUAAAAGAGAUAACGAUUUUUAUUUUCUUUUUCGUUCGUUCUUCAGGUAAUACAGGUUGUAUCUAAGUAACACUUCACAAUAUAUUUUCUCUAUCAAAUUUCGUAAAAAAAAAAAAAAAAAUGUAAUUCAAAGAUGUAAUUCGAGACAAUUUCAGCACUUCCAAAAGAGUGCGUUACAAUAAAACCUAAAAUAUUGCUUAUCAUCAUUAAAAA